GGAGAAUGUCGAGUGCUGCUGAGAGGCGCUAAAACGGAUUGAUGAUCUGUUGGAGCAGUCGGUCCGUGAUCGCGCUGCAUAGUCCCUUGUCAGUGUUCUGAUUCUGAUGUUCCGCAUACGAGAAGUUCGAAGAACAUGAUUCCGCACCGUGUCUGGGACAUAUCGCAACGGUGCCGCGCGUCGGGACUGUUGCGUGUUCGACACCGACUAGAUCUUCGUCGAACGGUCGCCACGCAAUUGCGUUACCAAGCCCAAUCGUCUCUCCCGGAAGGAGAUGCAUCUACUGCCGAAGCUGAUCGUUUACAACAGGGAAUGCUCGUCCGGCAUGCUGCAUCCAAGGAGAAAUUGCAUUGUGCACCACGGUACUCGCCCCUUGCUAUAGCCGAACUUGGGAAGGAGCUUUUCUGCGCGGCCAUCGCGGAUGUCGAUCCUUGUUGGCAUUUCUACCCGCUCCCGUGGCAAUGGCCUGCUACAUUUCUAGUGCAGCAUCGCGCGAGACACGCAGACGGGCUUGUGGACAACUGGUUACCUAUCGUCCUUCGGACAACUACAGCCGGGAGUUUGACUUCAAAUGGUCGACGGUUGAAAUGUGGCCAGACGUCACCACCGGACACCCGGAAAAUUGUCGAGAAAGAGCGUUUUUUCUUUCGGUUGCCACAGGGAAAUGGCAGAAGCCAUCCCUUUCUGCAGGUGUUCGUCGCGCUCGAAUCAAGUAAAUUUUUCAUGAUUCCGGCCGGCCGACAUUCUUCGGAUUCGGAGAAACAGCAAAAUACUGGAGCGCAGCACUUCUUGUCAUUUUCGGAUGCGGAUCAGGUGGGACUAGACGACAUUUUGGGCGAGAUGCUUGCGAAGUACCAGGAGGCGGAGAGGAACCUACGAAGUCGUUGUGACUGGUUUGCUUUUUUCCAUGACGAGUGUCUUGUGCGUGGCACGCGAGCUGCUUAUUGUCGUGCUUUAAUCCAAAUGCAACUCCACGUCUACGGUCCUUUGGGACUUGAUGUCUCGUUUCCGAAUUCUUCGUUACGAAGUGCGGGUUCUCACAAUGCAACUGUUGGAAAUUUCAAAGUGCUGCAUCGCAUCGCGAACGCGCAAACUGUGCGGGACCGUGGAGCUCGACCAUUGUCUGUAACCGCUACAUCGGAGUCGCAAGCGAAAAGGCCCUACUCCUCCACAGAAAUGAACAGCCUCGAUUUCUUGUGCGCGUUGAACUACUGCGUAACGUCUCAUCAGCUCGAUGGCUUUUAUUUUUUUCCAAAAUGGUAUGCAGCAGCAUUAUUUUCUGGGGGUGAAGGUAAAGCUGAUAAAUGCAAGUGCACUAUGUGGUUGUAUUUUCCAGAAGACGGCCACCGCGCAAAGCUCGAACACGUCAAAAAGCGUUUAAGUGAAGACCUGAAGUUUUAUGUGAACCUUCGGGAGCCUGGCUCGGAUCCUCUAGUGAAGCUGCGACAAAUCAUAAGCGACUACCAGUCUACUUCAGCUACAGUUACUUCACAGUGAGUCGUCUUUUUUGAUGAUUGAGAGACGAGGAGUCUAGUAGUUCAUCGAGCGACGAUGACGGACCGGGCGGGAAAAAAUGGAAGAAAAAAGGAAAAACGAAAAAGGGUUAAGGGAAAGGGAAGAAAUAGAAUAUUUCUUCGUUUUUUUGUAGACCAAUAGUGGUUCGACAUUGACUGCGAAAGUGAAUCUAUCUCGGCUGAAUGGUUUGUUUGCGAAAGAGAAACUAACCCAUGGAAGAAGCGAGCUCUCGCUACGAUGAUUCGUGGGUAGUACAUCGAGGUCCUAGUACGGCACUUUUCCUACUUCAGUUGACAAUGAAAUGUUCUUAUCCGUAUCC
Amoebophrya sp. A120 is the source of this 1834-nucleotide messenger RNA. Lineage: Eukaryota; Dinophyceae; Syndiniales; Amoebophryaceae. The record is from the annotation of a GenBank genome assembly.